This is a messenger RNA of Neurospora tetrasperma FGSC 2508, 1102 nucleotides long. RefSeq lists its product as uncharacterized. NCBI's taxonomy places the organism in Eukaryota, Fungi, Ascomycota, Sordariomycetes, Sordariales, Sordariaceae. The transcript is spliced from 5 exons. Gene Ontology annotation, cellular component: membrane. The coding region runs from base 107 to 772 and encodes 221 amino acids. The record is from RefSeq and is a predicted model, not a curated record.
ACCUACUACACUCUACGGCCCUUUUGAUCUGCGGAAGCCGCGACAACUCACCUUCAAAUGUGUAAAGAGAUUUGAUUGCACAUUACCAAAUCGAUUAAACAACAACAUGACGGUUAAGGUCCAUGCUGGAGAAUGGGUUUCUCACACGCUCCGUAUCUCCCCCGUCAUACUUAUGAGAAUCAUCGAAGAGGCUAAGAAGCAUGCAAGCAAGGUCACGUUCUCCUCAGUCUUUCACGGUACCGGUAUCCCAAAGUUGUCGGACUAUCAGCCAGGCGUGGGUAAAGAAGGAGCAGAUGGGAAGUCGGUACCAAUUACCCCCCAGGAUUGGUCUACGCUGGUUCUUCCCUGGCUUGAGUCCGCUGGAGUGCUUACAGAGGACAUCAGGAAGCAGUAUGAGGAGGCUCGAGUAUGGGCUGCCGAACAUCCUCUUGAGGCUACACUUCUCGUACUUGUUGUAUCAGGUGUCCUGAUUGUAUUGGUCGCCUACCCUCAUCUUCUAUACAAGCCUAUUCUGAAAGCCAUCGGUUUCACUUCUAAAGGUGUAUCAAAAAAUACUAUCGCAAGUGCAGUGCAAUCCUGGAUUGGAAACAUAGCAAAAGGAAGCACUUUUGCAUGCAUCCAGAGCAAAACCAUGGGUGGAGUGGGUGCUUUCACUCUUGCUCCUUGGAUUUAUACCGGUGUCCUGGGUAGUACCGCUGCUUGCGUUCGUGCAGGUUUGGGUAUCAUGAGGCCGAGUCCAGGAGAGCGUCAUCCCCUCAAGGCGAAACUGUGAUUUAAACGGCUGGUACGUGGCCGGUUCAGCCCCGGCCUCCCACACAAUCAUGUGGGGGUGCAGUUGGGAACCAUCACACCAUGACAUGGCUGUUGGCCGUCUGCAUAGGCCUAGUGGGUUCUGGUUGGCGCCUAUUUUGUCAGCGGUUUUGCAUAUCAAAAAGGCAAGGCAGAGUCUAAUCAUCCGGCUCCCUCUUGAAGGUACUUGAGCCAUCGUAUAUCUUGACAUCCGAUACAUAUAAGCCUUUCAAGCUUCCGUCCUUGUCUCCCCACUGUCAUCGCCUAUGAGCCACUUCCUGUUAACACUCAAUGUCAACUUCACUUCCACAAA